AUGCACAACACAGAGGAUGUGAGGAGAUCGAUUGUCGACGAGCUUCUGCAACACUCGAGGCCACAGCCAGAGCAUUCAGUGUUAGAGGACAUCCUCGAGCUCUGUGAGAGAGGGGAAGUUACAGAGAAAGAGCUUUCCUACACGAGUAUACUGCGCGCCAUCUGUGGCAAGGUCAGGUUGUAUCAUAAGACGAAAUGGUGGAAGUGA
Molecule: messenger RNA, 207 nt
Organism: Trichomonas vaginalis G3
Lineage: Eukaryota; Parabasalia; Trichomonadida; Trichomonadidae
Exons: 1
Coding region: 1-207 (68 amino acids)
Source: RefSeq, a predicted model, not a curated record